AUGCCGUUCACCGACGUUCCCCCGUCCUACCACUCCUCCACGACACAAUCACCGCUCCCGCUGAUCGCGCCAUACCUCUCCUCCUCGACCCUCACAUCCCUCUGCCUGGUCUCACGCCAUUUCCACACAAUCUUCGUUCCCUUCCUCUGGGGCGAUCCGGCUUCUCACUUUGGCACCGCCAACGAUGCUGUCUACAUCGCCCUUACCCGCUUCAAGAAGACCUUGCGUAGGGCGCGUAUCGAGACAAGGGCUUUGACGCACACGCUGCACCUACCACCGGCACUCAGCGAAAUCUACGGCGGUCCUCGACCAAGCUGGCUCCGUGAUGUACUCGAAGGCUUGCCAAAUCUGCAGAGCCUCGUUGUGGGUGGGCUGCCCUUCUUCGAUCAUGGAAGUCUGAUGGCGUUACGGGCGAGGAUGGUGCCGAGGCGUGAUGUUCAUGGAGAUGUCAUCGAGGGACCAGGAGUAUGGGAGGACGGCUAUGGUCUGAAGCUACUCUUGGCGAGCAGCGAGCCGAACACCACGAGCGUGGGCCUGAAACAUGCUCUUCGCAGAUUUCCGUACCUGGUCUACCUGGAUCUGAGCUUCACCAAAAGUGCAAAGGAUGCAGGCGUCUUGGCUGCUUUGGGUGGCAUGGGAGAGCUGCAGGCACUCAAGUUGCAGGGCGUUGGCCUGAGAGACCCUGAGCUAGAAGUCCUAGCCAACUCGAUCGGUGUCAGGGUCAGGUUGUUGGAUGUCAGAGAUAACGCUUUGACCGAUAUGGCCGUGCGCAGCCUGAUGCAGGCCUGCUUUCUGGGCUAUAGCAGGCAGCAGCCGCGGAAUGGGGUUGAUCGGCUGAACACCAGACGUGUCGAGGAUUGGCCUGUGGGCAUGGCACCAGGACCCGACUUCUUCAGCCUCGAUGCUCUGAGGAGUGAGGAUCUCGAUAUGGAACUAUUGAAGCAGUUGACGAAUCCACUGACGGGCCGACUGGCGUUCGAGGACAUUCCUCAAGGUGGCCUCACUCAUCUCUACAUCUCGGGGAACAAUUUGAGCGUCGAGGGCCUAUCAAGCCUGCUGAAAAGCCAAAGGCUGCAUCUUCUGGAUGGAGGGAGUGUUGAUGCGGUCAAGACAAUCUCGAGGACAAGAAGUCUUUCUACUGCGACAGGUUACGUGGACGAAGUCAGGUUUCCAGGGGCAGAAAAACUCGUUCCUGUACUUGUGCAGUCGGCGAGCAAGAACUUGACUUACUUGAGAGUCGAUCAUGCCGUUGUUACAGGUCUCUUCGAGCCGCCGGCGGCCGCUGAGAAACGGGCCACCAUCGUCAGGACGAAAAGAUCCCCUCGACCGUCCAUUGACGAGCCCGUCUCGCCUAUAGCAGAAGUUGCUGGCGACCGACGACAUGCCGCAGAAAUGGGCGGAGACGAACGACAUGUUGCAGAGAUGCCAGCGCCAACGGCGUACGCCGUGGAGCUGCCUUCAGAUAAUCACCCAAUUUUCGAGCUCGAUGCCACGCCAAUGCAACCGAGGCAGAGCUUCCAGCCGAAAGACAACCAGGCACAUCCAGAACCGGACAUCCAGGCACCAAUCCGUGGUGAAGGUGCCUUUGCUCCUGAGGUGAACUUGGAGGAUCACGACGAAUCCGCGCACGUGAACGGCAAAUGUCCGACUGCUGCCGUGGCUCAUCACACGCACGAUGUAUCGGACGAGAGCUCCACCAACAGCACAGGACGUUCGAUCCUCUCACCGGUAUCUCCCAUGACGGCUCGUGGCACGCAUUUCCAAGGAUUUCCUCAUCCAACAUCUGCACCAGGUCAACCCUCACCUCUGCCGAUCGCGACACCUACACAAUCUCCGCCAGUUACAGCUCGAGGAAGGCAGGGCCCACAGCAAAACGGAACGCCUGCUACGGCGACGACGUCACGGGCAAGUUCGCCCUUCCCCACCCCGUACAGCCAGCGACAAGCGCGAAUCGAGUACCUGCUCUCUUUUCGACCUUCACAGCUUCCACCAGCAGGAACCGCCGAGAUCAGUGCACCUUUCAGCCUCCACCCGUCACAUCUACCAAACCUUCGCACUUUGGUGCUUACAUCCGUCCCAUUGACAGUCCCGGAGUCAUCACCUGUCAUACCACGUCUCAAGGCUUUCAUCGCUGCCUGCGCCGCGGAAUCUGUCCUGUCACGCCUACAUGCUGCUGUUGACUACUCACUACCACCCGGGAAAGCCCGAGCGUUGGCAGAGAAGGCAGCCGCCAAACAGCUAUUUGCACUUCAGACCAUAGUUCUGGAACUGGCUCAGGCACCAGCGAUCACUCAGAACAAAUCUUCGGUGAACGGGAACGGGAAUCGAGCAUGGCAAUCCGGGCAACGCAAUGCAGUGAACAUGUCCAAAUCAUCCACGGGCGAUCGCGACUCCGAGAAUCUUUGGUCCGCCGCAGCGGAUGAUUUCAGCUUCUUCGCUGAAGGCGGUGGUGAGGAAGAGGACGAGUGUGGAAUAUAUGAGCAUGAGAAGGAAAAAUACUUCUCGAGUGCGGCGGUAUGGGAUGACAAGGUCCUCCUAAGCCCCGAAGACGCGGAGUCCGCUGUUGGGCGGGACAGCCCUGUACAUGGUGGCGGUGCACCUGGAGGAAGGAAUGGAAGUGGCCAAUUGAGCCCGGUUCAUGCCAUUACUCGGGGAGCAACUGUGAGUGGAGGCACAAACAUGUGGAAGAGUCCGAGAGACCUGCCGAUGGGAAGGAACAGGAGACUAAGCAACGAGCCGGCGGCUGGUAGACGCAGCUCGUCCCGUGAUGGAAGGAGCAGUUUCGACGGCGGCCACAAUCAACGCCCCUUCGCGAACUCUGGCAUCACGACAGCAGAGUUGCCUGGCACGCUGCCAAGUCCAGAGCUCCAACAUCGACGAAUCCCGUCGCGCCCAACAUCCCACCCUGCGAAUUAUGCCGCCAACACCAACAAUCCCUACGGCAUAUCUCCCCCCUCACCAGCCCUCACUCCAGUACAGUCCAAUCCGGAACCGGAGAAACAGCUCGAUACUAUUGCUGAGCUGUCCGCUUGGCGGCGCGAGCGUAAAGCUGCGUACGAGGCCGAGAUGCUGAAGUACCGGCGUUUCAAAUCCGGACUGAGGAAGGAAGACGCGGAAGGCUUGAUCGAGCCGUUCGUGGAGGGCUACUGGAGUGGCAAGAUCGAAGUCGUGAGAGUGAACAAGAUGGUGGGCGGGAAAUUGGGAAGCAGUCAGAAGUGGAUGGUGGAUUACUAUGGUAAUCGUUUCAGUGGGUUCUUGUACCUUGAUCUUGGCAGUAACCAGGAAUGGAGGGUGUGA
Messenger RNA from Cyphellophora attinorum, 3297 nucleotides. RefSeq lists its product as uncharacterized. Gene Ontology annotation, molecular function: protein binding. The coding region runs from base 1 to 3297 and encodes 1098 amino acids. The transcript is spliced from 3 exons. NCBI's taxonomy places the organism in Eukaryota, Fungi, Ascomycota, Eurotiomycetes, Chaetothyriales, Cyphellophoraceae. The record is from RefSeq and is a predicted model, not a curated record.